Messenger RNA from Astyanax mexicanus (Mexican tetra), 5419 nucleotides. RefSeq names its product general transcription factor II-I repeat domain-containing protein 2A-like. The coding region runs from base 3734 to 5158 and encodes 474 amino acids. Lineage: Eukaryota; Metazoa; Chordata; Actinopteri; Characiformes; Acestrorhamphidae. Gene Ontology annotation, molecular function: protein dimerization activity. The record is from RefSeq and is a predicted model, not a curated record. The transcript is spliced from 2 exons.
AAUAGCCUGAAGAAAUUCAAAUUCAAAUAACUAUCACUAUAUAAGAAUCACUGUAAUCAAAUACAGUCUGCAAAUUUCUCUAAAAUUAAGCAUUGUACAUGAAAAGACACUAACAGAUGUAGUAUUUACCUGACUGCAUUCUCAUAUCUCUAUAUUAUCAUUUUAAGAGGCCGUGAGAAGAUCAAUCAUGCCACCACCAAAGGAUGCAGAGAUCGAGCAGGUUGCAAAGGUUUGGCUUUGGAAUGCACGGGACCGUUCAGGUGGACGGUUUAAUUUACAGGUAGCACAGUUCGCAAAAAUAUAUAUUGGAACUGAACAAGGAAAAUAAAUAUUAGGCUAAUGACUUCUAACAGGACCACUGCAGCUCAUAGCUUCAAAAUCACUGUCAUAGGAACUAGUUAGUCUAAACUUAGGUGGACCAUCCCUACAACAGCUUGUGGACACAACUCCACACACAUUUAAAUUCUAACAUCAGCCAAAUGUUUUUAGACUCAGGUUAACAGAUGGAAAAUAAGUUUACAAAGGAUAGAGGAAAUGCACUGACUGCAUCAUACUCAUCACAGAUUUGGAGGAACUGAACUCUUACUUAAUAACUAAAAUAAAAAGGGGGUGUUUUAUGCUCCUUGUGUGUUCGCCCUCAAAUUACAGCACUAAUCAGACUAAAUAUUCUGAACAAUGCUUUAAGCAUUUCUGAGUAUGUGUAAAGUUGAGGAUUGUUUGUCUACAGAUUAACAUUAAGAAUUUUGGCACAUAACAAACUAUUUUAAAAUAAAUAAAACUAAGAUUAAUCUGAAGUGCACAAAUAAGUUUUAGAUGUGCUUCAACUGAAGAACUGGGUGAUCCCUGAUGGAUAUAAACUGAUAGAGAGUUACAAAUCUUUGGUGCAUAAAUACAGAAUGCAACGCUAAAUGUUCUCAACAAAUGAGCUGGAAUUGUCGAUCUGUCAGGAGUCCCGAUAUAUACUUAUACUGAUAUAUACACUUUUUACACUAAAUGAAUAUUAAAAUCCAAUCUAAAUAAUCUUCUCUCUUUUUUAUGUGUGUGAGUUAGAACUGUAGCUGCAGCAUUUUGACCAAGAUGUAAUUUGUAAAUUGUAGAGAAUAAUAAUUGUAAUCCAGAGAAUAAUGCAUUACAAUAGUCUAAUCAAAACAAAGGUGUAGAUAAGCUUCUCAGCAUCUAGUGUAAGAAAAUGUCUAAUUAAUGUAUAAAAAAUAUAUACAUUAUUAUGGUUGAAGAUUAAAUUAGACAAUGUGAAAGUUUAAAAGAAAAUAAGAAGGCAUUUGAUAAAUAAAUGUUGAGACUAUGUAUUCUAUAGUCUAGAGCAAAAACAGUGACAAUGUUGAAAAACAUUGACUUGAUUUUAACACUUUUAUAACUUUAUGUUGUAAUUCUGAAAAAAAAGAGAAAGUUAAUGUAGUAAACAUUUUGUUUAUGAAUCUUCUCAGAUCCAUGGUGGGCAUAACGAGGCAGGGAGAGUCCGGCGUGGGGACUGGUGUGCAAUAGGCCCCAGCAUGUCCACAGCUGAGAUGAAGAAACACUUGUUCUCAUACUCUGUAUGCGGACACUUGUCAUUACUCCCGGGGCUUCUUAGGCGUUAUGUAGACCAUCAUGGAAUCUUGGAUGAUUCCAUUUGGUCUAGAAGGGGGGAGUGAAGGGUGUGAUUGGAGAUAACCACACCUUUACACUCUUAUUCUUAAAUGUUUUAUACAUUUAUAUAUACAGUUAUUAUUUUUACUGUUCACUUUAUAAUUCACUUAAAGACCUUAUGAUCUCUGCUCUCUCUUUAACUGUCACUAUGACAAGGCUUUGGAGGUUGUUUUUACUUUUUCAGGAAUCAGGAAGGUCAGAGUGUUUUCAUCAACAGGGAGAGCUGUGAGGAGAACGUGACCCUGAGUGGCAGAGAAGCUUCACUGCUGUUCUGCUGUUCUGGGACCAGUGCAUAUGAACUAGGAGACAACAAGCUCUCUGAGUGAAGUGCUGGGAACCUCUCCUCAGAUAUCCAGCGCAUGCCUGUUCUACACGCCGUAAAGUCGCACACAGGCCAGAAGAUCUUUCCAUCCACUCUUUUCCUCUGUUUCAUCUUCUCACAGACUUUAAGGCACAUAAGGAUUGUUUGGAACACAAGGACUGUCUGCUGUGUUCAUGAAGGACACAGAGCUGAACAACAUCAUGAUAAGAACUUGUUGCUCAGACAGGCUGGAGCUGAUCACGUCAUCAGAACUGGACAACAAGCUGUUAACUGGACUGGAUAAAUGUAUAACUGCUUGGAUUAAGUCUGGAGGGCUCUCUCUCUUUCUCUCUCUCUGGGUUUUGAAUGUGUUGAUCUAUCACGAUUUUAUUAGAACUAAAAUAUUCCACACUGAAAUAAUGUAGUUCACAUUAGCUAACCUACCUAGCUAAAACAUUCCACUCUGAAAUAAAGUAGUUGAUAUUAGCUACUCAAUCUUACUAAACAUUACACACUGAAAUACAGUAUUUAACAUUAGCUAACCUAGCUGGCUUAAUCUUUCCACUCUGAAAUAAAGUAGUUAACGUUAGCUAAUCUAGCUACCUAAAACCUUCCACAUGUAAACAAAGUAGUUAAAAUUACCUAAAUUAGCUAGCUAAAACAUUACUCACUGAAACAAAGUAGUUAAAAUUACCUAAAGUAGCUAGCUGAAACAUUACACACUGAAAUAAAGUAGUUAACAUUAGCUAAUGUAGCUAGCUAAAACAUCCCACACUAAAAUAAAGUAGUUAACAUUAGCUAAUGUAGCUAGCUAAAUCUUUUCACUUUGAAAUAAAGUUAACAUUAGCUAACCUAGCUAGCUAAAACAUCCCACACUGAAAUAAAUUGUUAAAAUUACCUAAAGUAGCUAGCUGAAACAGUACACACUGAAAUAAAGUAAUUAAUAUUAGCUAACCUAGCUAGCUAAAACAUUCCACACUGAAAUAAAGUAGUUAAUAUUAGCUAACCUAGCUAGCUAUAAAGAUUCCACACUGAAAUAAAGUAGUUCAAAUUACCUAAAGUUGCUAGCUGAAACAUUACACACUGAAAUAAAGUAGUUACCAUAAGCCAGGGCCAGAUACGGCCCGCUAAAACUGUCAGUCCGGCCCGCUAAAGUAAGUGCUGAUGCAUUUUAAAUAAAUAAUGCUGUCACUUUAAAUUUAUUGGGAAGUUUGAUGACAUCGCGGAACACUGCCGCCUAGUGUUGACGUUCCGAAACUUAACUCAAUCUCCUGCCCGUAGCCAUCACCAUCCGCUGAAGCGCGCAAUUCUGUCUUUUUUUCCGGCAGCAAAAAACGGGACUACAUAAACAAAAGGUGACUAAAAUAGGAAAAUACGACUUACUUCAGCAGUAUCACGUCUUUGUCCAAACCAAGUACGAGUAAAAAAAGAAAAGUGGAUCUCGAACAUAGGAAAUUUAACCCCGAAUGGACAUCCAAGUACUUUUUUUAUGAAACAAGCAGUGCUGUUUUCUCGUGUCUGGUGUGCUUGGAAUGCGUGGCCGUGGCAAAGGAAUAUAAUUUACGCAGGCAUUACGAAACAAAACACCCAAAACUCGCCGAUCUCCAAGGUGAGGACAGAAAGCAAAAGAUUGAAGCACUAAAAAAGCAACUGGUGAGUCAACAAGGCGUGUUUGAAAAGAGACGAAAGGAGUCCGAAGCCUGUACCAUUGCUAGCUACAGGAUUGCUAACCUCGUAGCAAAAUCUGCUCGCCCGUUUAUUGAUGGAGAAUUUGUUAAAGACUGUAUGUUGGAGGCUUGUGAUGUCAUUUGCCCAGAGGCCAAAGAUGCAUUUAAAAACAUUAGUCUUUCGAGAACAACCAUUCAGCGGCGAAUUGUUGAUUUGUCUAGUAAUUCAUACUGCCAGUUACAAAGCAGGAUAAACGACGUCACUUAUUUUUCUGCUGCUUUGGACGAGAGCACAGACAACACCGACACAGCACAGCUCUCAAUAUUCAUCCGUGGUGUCACUGGCACCUGCCAAGUCUAUCAAGAACUUGCAGCAUUAGUGCCCUUGUAUGGUAGAACAACUGGAUUUGAAAUUUUCAAUGCAUUUAAAACUGCAGUGGAGAACCUGAAUUUACCGUGGAGCAAGCUAUCAGCUGUAACAACCGAUGGUGCCCCCUCCAUGGUUGGUGAGACGAAUGGUUUUAUAGGACAUCUGAAGAGGCAUUUAGGACCAGACCAAGCAGCAGAACUGAAACACUAUCACUGCAUAAUUCACCAAGAGGCACUGUGUGGAAAACAUUUGCAGUUUAAACAGAUAAUGGACUUUGUUGUAUCUGCUGUUAAUUUCAUCCGUGCAAGAUCACUAAACCACCGAGAAUUUCAGUCUUUUCUGGAAGACAUAAGUGCAGCCUACGGGGAUGUUAUCUACCACACAGAGGUGAGAUGGCUCAGUAGGGGCAAUGUUUUGAAAAUAUUUUUUGCACUGCGAAAUGAAAUCAAGCUGUUCCUAGAGCAGAAGGGAAAGGACACGUUGGUCAUGGAAAACACUGACUGGAUUGCUGAUCUAGCCUUUUUGACAGACCUAACUGGACUCUUAAAUGAGCUUAAUUUGAAACUGCAGGGAAAAGACAGAUUGAUUUGCCACUUGUUUGAAGCUGUCUGUGCAUUUGAAAUGAAACUGAAUCUUUUUGCAACCCAGUUAAAGAAAGGAAAUCUGACACAUUUUCCUACAUGCCAAGAGGCCUUUGCUCACAAGAACUAUAACUGGAGUCGACACAGCUGUGUACUUGAAGACUUGAAGCUGGCAUUCAGUGCAAGAUUUGGGCAGUUCAGAAAUGAACAGGCUACUCUCCAACUACUUGCUGAUCCAUUCUCUGUAGAUACUGAAACUGUACCUGGUGAAUUACAACUUGAAAUAAUUGAACUGAAGUGCUCCACUGCAAUGAGAACCAAGCACAGGGAGAUGCCUCUCCUAGAGUUUUAUCAAUCCUUGGACAGGGAACAGUUUCCAAACCUUUUUGCUAAUGCACAGAAGUGGAUCUCCAUGUUUGGAAGCACUUACAUUUGUGAACAGAUGUUUUCCUUGAUGAAGCUGAAUAAAUCUCCCCUGCGGACAAGACUAACUGAUGAGAACCUACAGGCGGUGCUCAGACUUGCAACCACCUCACUGGAGCCUGACAUUAAUCAGCUUGUGUCAGAACGGCGCUGCAAUAUCUCCCAUUGACCAAGACAUUUCUUGUAAGUAGCUGAUAUUAUGCAAUAGUAGCAUAGUAAAACAAUGUAUUCCAAAUUUGUGUGGAGACCCCUGUAAAAAUGUGUGGCCCUCUGGUCUAGGUGUUAAUGUGAAAUAGGCCCUUGGUCAAAAGAAGUUGUGCACCCCUGCCAUAAGCUAACGUAGCUAGCUAAAUUUUUUCACUCUGAAAUAAAGUAGUUAACAUAAGCUAACCUAGCUAGCUAAAACAUUCCACACUGAAAUAAUGUAGUU